Messenger RNA from Myotis lucifugus (little brown bat), 7438 nucleotides. RefSeq names its product basonuclin 2 (gene BNC2). The record is from RefSeq and is a predicted model, not a curated record. Gene Ontology annotation, cellular component: nucleus. NCBI's taxonomy places the organism in Eukaryota, Metazoa, Chordata, Mammalia, Chiroptera, Vespertilionidae. Gene Ontology annotation, biological process: regulation of DNA-templated transcription.
CUCCCCCAAGUCUCCCCCUUCCCAAAUGAAAUGCACAGUUCAGCCAGCUUCUUAACUACACUACACUCCUGCUACUGGCUGCCAAGAGGCUCAAAAAAUCCACCUUCACUUUUCAGUCAGAAGAGGCAGAAGUGGAUGUGAGAGAAAGAGAGACACAGAGAGACAGAGAGCCAAAGAGGGCAAGAGACUUGACUUUAAGAGACUCCUGUACUGACAACUCCAUGCAGUUCGGAACCAGAACGACUGCGGCUGAACCAGGGUUCAUGGGGACAUGGCAAAACGCUGAUACUAACCUUUUAUUCAGAAUGUCCCAACAGGUUCCAGUGGCAUGUGCUGGCAGAGUGCUGGGUGCAGACUUCUGCCCAAACCUGGAGGAGCCAGACCAGAGGCUGGAAGUCCAGGCCAUCCGUUGCACACUGGUAAACUGCACGUGCGAAUGUUUCCAGCCGGGGAAGAUUAACCUGCGGACUUGUGACCAGUGCAAACAUGGCUGGGUGGCACAUGCCUUGGAUAAGCUCAGCACCCAGCACCUGUACCACCCCACGCAAGUGGAGAUUGUGCAGUCCAACGUGGUGUUCGACAUCAGCAGCCUGAUGCUCUACGGGACACAAGCGGUGCCCGUGCGGCUAAAGAUCCUGCUGGACCGGCUCUUCAGUGUCCUGAAGCAGGAGGAGGUGCUACACAUCCUGCACGGCCUGGGCUGGACGCUACGGGACUACGUUCGGGGGUACAUCCUUCAGGAUGCUGCCGGCAAGGUGCUGGACCGCUGGGCCAUCAUGUCUCGAGAAGAGGAAAUCAUCACCCUUCAGCAGUUUCUGCGGUUUGGAGAAACCAAAUCCAUUGUAGAGCUGAUGGCAAUUCAGGAGAAAGAAGGGCAGGCUGUGGCCGUUCCGUCUUCAAAGACAGACUCAGACAUUAGGACUUUCAUUGAGAGCAAUAAUCGCACCAGGAGUCCCAGCCUCCUUGCUCACCUAGAGAACAGCAACCCUUCCAGCAUUCAUCACUUCGAAAACAUCCCCAACAGCCUUGCAUUUCUGCUUCCAUUCCAGUACAUAAACCCAGUCUCGGCCCCACUGCUAGGAUUGCCUCCAAACGGGCUCCUGUUAGAGCAACCAGGACUGAGGCUGCGGGAACCCAGCCUUUCAACUCAGAAUGAGUAUAAUGAGAGCAGCGAGUCUGAAGUAUCUCCCACACCUUAUAAGAACGAUCAGACUCCCAAUAGAAACGCCCUGACCAGCAUUACUAACGUGGAGCCCAAAACCGAGCCAACCUGCGUGUCCCCCAUUCAGAAUUCUGCCCCGGUCAGUGACCUGACCAAAACGGAACACCCAAAAAGCUCAUUCCGGAUCCACCGGAUGAGAAGGAUGGGGUCAGCCUCUAGGAAAGGAAGGGUGUUCUGUAACGCAUGUGGGAAGACAUUCUAUGAUAAAGGUACUCUCAAAAUUCAUUAUAAUGCUGUUCACCUGAAGAUCAAACAUCGAUGCACCAUUGAAGGUUGCAACAUGGUCUUUAGCUCCCUCCGAAGCCGCAAUCGUCACAGUGCAAACCCUAACCCUCGCCUCCACAUGCCUAUGCUAAGGAAUAACCGAGACAAAGAUUUAAUCCGGGCCACAUCAGGAGCUGCCACCCCCGUCAUAGCAAGUACAAAAUCAAAUCUCACACUCACCAGCCCCGGCCGGCCCCCGAUGGGUUUUACCACUCCCCCACUCGACCCCGUCUUACAGAACCCUCUCCCCAGCCAGCUGGUGUUUUCCGGGCUAAAGACUGUCCAACCAGUUCCUCCAUUUUAUAGAAGUUUACUCACUCCGGGAGAAAUGGUGAGCCCUCCCACGUCCCUCCCGACCAGUCCCCUCAUUCCAACCAGUGGUACCAUAGAGCAGCACCCCGUGCCACCCUCUGAGCCAGCAGCGCCAGUAGUGAUGAUGGCCACUCAUGAGCCCAGUGCCGACCUGGCCCCCAAGAAGAAGCCCAGGAAGUCCAGCAUGCCUGUGAAGAUCGAGAAGGAAAUCAUCGAUACCGCCGAUGAGUUUGACGAUGAAGACGAUGACCCCAAUGAUCCCGGAGCUGUGGUCAAUGACGUGAGCCAUGACAAUCAUUGCCACUCCCAAGAGGAGAUGAGUCCAGGCAUGUCUGUGCAGGACUUUUCUAAGCACAGCAGGUCCCGGUGCAUUUCAAGGACUGAAAUAAGAAGGGCUGACAGCAUGACUUCUGAGGACCAAGAACCUGAGCGGGACUAUGAGAACGAGUCCGAGUCUUCAGAGCCCAAACUAGGUGAGGAAUCCAUGGAAGGGGAUGAGCACAUGCACAGCGAAGUGAGCGAAAAGGUCCUGAUGAGCAGUGAGAGGCCCGACGAGAACCACAGUGAGCCCUCUCACCAGGACAUCAUCAAGGUGAAGGAAGAAUUUGCAGAUCCCACUUAUGACAUGUUUUACAUGAGCCAGUACGGACUAUACAAUGGUGGGGGAGCCAGCAUGGCGGCCCUGCACGAAAGUUUUGCCUCCUCUCUGAAUUACGGCAGCCCUCAGAAGUUCUCCCCAGAAGGCGACCUGUGUUCCAGCCCAGACCCCAAAAUCUGUUACGUGUGCAAGAAGAGUUUCAAAAGCUCCUACAGCGUGAAGCUCCACUACAGGAACGUUCACUUAAAAGAGAUGCAUGUCUGCACGGUGGCUGGCUGCAACGCUGCCUUCCCCUCUCGCCGGAGCAGAGACAGACACAGUGCCAACAUAAAUCUGCAUCGGAAACUGUUGACCAAAGAACUCGAUGACAUGGGCCUGGACUCCUCGCAGCCCUCCCUUAGCAAGGACCUCCGGGAUGAGUUUUUGAUGAAGAUCUAUGGAGCCCAGCACCCCCUGGGCCUGGACGUCAGGGAAGAGGCCUCCUCCCGCGGCACCGAAGACUCGCACCUGAACGGGUACGGGCGCGGCAUGGCGGAGGACUACAUGGUCCUGGACCUGAGCACCACCUCCAGCCUGCAGUCCAGCAGCAGCAUCCACUCCUCCCGAGAGUCCGACGCGGGCAGCGACGAGGGCAUCCUUCUCGACGACAUCGACGGGGCGAGUGACAGUGGGGAGUCCGCUCACAAGGCCGAGGCCCCCGCCCUCCCCGGCGGCCUGGGGGCUGAAGUGUCGGGAUCUCUGAUGUUCAACAGCUUGUCCGGGAGCAAUGGUGGGAUCAUGUGCAACAUUUGCCACAAAAUGUACAGCAACAAGGGGACCCUGAGGGUGCACUACAAAACGGUGCAUUUGCGGGAAAUGCACAAGUGCAAAGUCCCCGGUUGCAACAUGAUGUUUUCCUCUGUGCGAAGCCGAAACCGGCACAGUCAGAACCCUAAUCUCCACAAAAACAUUCCCUUCGUGUCAGUAGAUUAGUCUCAGAACGGACACUACCAAUGCCAGCUCUCACCAGACGGCCUACAUAUUUGAACUGCCAUAGUCAGUGUGUGCUUGUGUACUUGUGUGUGUGUGUGUGUGUACGUGUACACACGUAUGCCUCUACAUCUACAUACACACACACACACACACAUUUUCUUUUCUUUAGAUAUAAAAUGGUAAACACUAAGUGCUUUUGAAUUUUUUUUUUCCUUUAUAGUUUUGGAAAAGGGGUGGGACCUUUCAUUUGAGAGUGAAAGCUAAGUACCCUUUAAAGACACAUACACACACAUAAAGCGUGCAAGUAGCCCAAAUUUUGACAGAUUGGUAAUUCUUGGUCCUCUCCAAAGAGACAGUUUGUUGUACCCAUGACUGUUGCCUGCAAAAAAAAAGAAAGAAAGAAAGAAAAGGGAUAAAAAAAAAAGAAAAAUGAAACAAAAAAGGAACUUCUUAAUAGCUGUCUUUUGUGAACUUUAAAGUUUUGAGAGAAUCUUCAACUACAGCAUGGCAGAUUCACCUGUAAAUAUAUAGCCUUGAGAGGCUAAUGAUGUAAAACAAUUGUAUUGAUGUUGUUUAUCUCUUUUGUUUAACUUUUACAGUUACAUCCAGCUGUUAGAUAUGCAGGAAAAAAAUAGUUUGCUGGCUAGCUCUACUCAUUUAUGUUAGCAUUAAUGCACAUUUUUUUAAAAAAACAAACAAAAAACAUGGUCUUGUUUUUACUACCUGCUAGAUAUAGUGAUAAAGAGGUGCUGGCAUGCUUUACAGCACAGAUCUGAUUUUUUAAACGUCCUGUACUAGUACAUAAAUCCCGUCAUGCACUUUUUUUCAUACACUACAAGGGGAUGUGUAAUAUCCAUGCUUCUUUUUUACCCUUAAACUAUUGCCAUACUUUAAAUAAGUGUCUUUUUUUAACAACAAAAAAAUUCACUUGCAUAAAAAUGGUCUGGUCAGUAUAGGGCACAAAUGCCAAACAAAAGUAUUAAUGUUAACACAAAACUGCCAACUUUGCACAAGUUUCCAGAAAAGAAAAUACAAUUAGUCACUCAACAUAACCACAGGCCAAUUUGUCGGCCACCAGAAAACCGCUUUAAAAAAAAGAAACACUUGGUGAUUCUUUCAAGUGCCGAAUGUUAUUAGAAUCAACAUUGCAUCCUUCUUGCUUAUAUGUUAAGUAACAUAAAAGGAAAACAAAAUUAUGUGGUGUGAAACAGCCACGGCAUUUAUUCUUUAGAGGCAGGAUAAUAUUUCAGGAUACAAAAGCCCAAAUUACUCACUAUGGAACAAAGCUGCAUACAGUAAGAGAGUUGAGCACACAUUUCCAAGGACCUAACCCGUAUCCUUUAAAAAGACAGAGAAAGUCUGAGCUGGGCUGGGCUGUUGUAUGGCUGUCUGAUUUGUUGCAAGUCCUUCAGUAGUGCUGUGAUUCAGGCCCCUUUGAUACACAAAAUCAAAAGGCAUUGAACAGCAGCCGCACUUGGAAGCUUUUAAAACAUGUGCUGACCUUGAAUUGAGCAACACUCCCUUCUGAAAAGCCAGAGAACGGGGGUUUAACACAGGAUCUCUCACUGGUUAGUGUUUUGUGUUUCCCUGCGCGAUUUGUCGGAGAGAAAUGAAAACAAGCCUAAAACCAAGCAAUCGAGAGUGAGAAAGGGGGGGGGGGUGGAGGGGAGAUGAUUCUCCAAACCUGUUUUGUUUUGUUUUGUUUUGUUUCUGAUGUUUACACAUGUUGCCUGAGCUGGUUAACCACAUCGGCAGCCUCAGCUACCACAACAUACUGACUAAAUGAUGAUAUUUACUCAAGUUCAGUCUGCAGCCAAAACCAUUAGGGUGUGCAUUGCAGACUGUGUUUUGUUGUCUUUUUUUUUUCUUAAGUGAAGGGGGGAAAAAGAUAAACAAGGAAUAGUUUAUCAAACAGUACACAGUAAUUUCAAGAGAAUGUAUUUCUUUUCUGCAUUUAAUGGCCUCAAACAUUUCUCAUCAAUCUAAAUGUUAGAAAUACCGACCCCCUUUGUUUUAGCUUUUCAUUUCAUUUCCAUUUUUCAUAUGUUUUGUAAUUAUUUUUUUCUAUGUUCACAUCAGCAUUCACUUCCGUUAAAUUUGCCAAAGGAAACUAUUGAUAUGUUUCUGUUGUUGUUAUUCCUAUAGGAUUUAUUGUACCUCACAGUAUUUAUUGUUUCCAAAAAAUAAGCAUCAUUAGUUGUGGAUUCAGUAUUUUUAUUUGUGAAAAGUUCAGAAACAAUAGAUUCUUAGAGAUAAGCUAGAUGUGUCUUGGAGCUUUAUCUUUUCAUCUCCUUCAGAGGAUGCUAUGGGGUUCAUUUAAUUCUUCAUUUGUUCCACGGUGAGGAAAGACCAAAAGUACUUGCAGUACAAAAGAAACCUUACUAAACACUAUGUCUCUUAAAUGACAAAUGUUUACGGUAAAAAGCUGAGGAAUUAGUAAUAACUGUUGUUGUUUUCUUGUACCUUUGGAUUCCCCAAAGUCCUAAUGGCUUUAUUUUGAUGUUGUGUUAAAUGGAAUAGACAGAGAUGUUUCCUUUUGUUUUAUACCAUAUUAGACUCUGUACAGUAUGUUUGUGAAAGAUUGAACUAGAAUAAUGAAAGUUUGUUUGCAAACAUGUUGGUCCUCCUAGCGUUCUCUGUGUUGCGCUGUUGACCCAUUACCAAGUGGUUCCGUUCAGAAGGGUGGGGGAAAUUUUUUUAGCAUCCCAACAGGAGAUCACAGAAACACUAGCUGUUUUGGAGUAUGUGGAGACAGAAUUAUACCCAGUUUUAUUAAAAUAACACAUUUUUAUUUUUUUAAAGGUACACUCUUGGUUGAGCUGUUGGAACUCAUCCUGUACAGAAUCAAUGUUUAGCCUGUUUAAUUUAAUGUCACCUGAAAGGUCAGGUAGCCCUAGUGAAUGACUUACCUAGGUAAGUCAGCAGGUCACAUCAGCAAAUGAACCAGGCUUAGAACUAAUGUGUGUUACUUGCCACAAUCGGGCUAAGGUGGAUAGCCAGAUAGAACAAGUCUAGAUGCGGCGAGAUUCCCAAAGUAGAAAUUCCCUCGCUUGGAAACAUGGAAGUGCGUGGCGGCAUUUUGUCAGAGAAAUGGCAGUGAGUCCUAGACAGCUCACCCUACUUAAAUAUCUUCCCAAAUUGCUACUUUUGUGCCUCAAAUGCCCAGAUGGAAUGGUGGCCUUCUACAUGGGUGAAUAACAUUUUCCAACACAAAGCCGAUUUGCCUAAAAGGGACGGGGAGUGGAUCAUGAAACGUACAAUGCUUUUAGUCCCAACGCAUUGCUUGUUUAGGGUGUGUGCCUGUGUGCAAUGUUUUAACUUACCUACCACUCUAGUUAAGAGGUGAUCCCACAGCUUAUUUGCAAACAGGAAGGAUAGAGAGAUCAGCAUGUUCAUAUGGAGCCCUUCAUCUUUGCCCAUCCCUACUCAUUUGCUUUUCACAGGAGAUUCCUAUUGUGCAGUGUUUUCUCUCUAGCUGCAUCCAUUCUGUGCUGGCUGAAAAUUAAUAAUGACGCUGGUUUUCAUCCAAGCGGCUUUUUCCCAUUUGAUUGGUUUUAACCAGACUUUUGUCACAGGUACAAAAUUAGGAAGUAUUAUGAAUGUGCAUGUUCAGUAGACGAUGUUGAAAUUACUGUUCUGAUCAUUUUAAACUAUGCUUUUGUAAAUAUCAGAAAAGCUUCUGCUUUAGGGAAUAUCUGCAUGCUAUGGAGGGGGAUGACAAAGAGCAGGAAAAGGGAUAGGUAAUAAGUGAUUUGGUUUUUAAAAUGUGAUAAAAAGCUUGACACUCUUUGUUCUGCCAUUAAUUGUAUUGAAAUAAUUCAACCCAAUGUAACGCAUUUCCGGUCAUAGUCCAGCCACCCCGUUCAUCCUGUCACCUUUUAAAGGUUUACAGGUGUUAAUAUUUUCCUUCUGGAGAUGAUAAACAUCUGUUUUUGAAAACGUCUUUAACACAAGGGUGCCACUGUCUUUGUAGUAUAUGAUUCCUUUGGUUGUGAAUUUCCAGGCCCUUUCAGUAAGAGGCAAAUGGCACUUAACUGGUUAACAGCCCUGUUAGUGUAUACAUUGCUCUU